Molecule: messenger RNA, 2438 nt
Organism: Ixodes scapularis (black-legged tick)
Lineage: Eukaryota; Metazoa; Arthropoda; Arachnida; Ixodida; Ixodidae
Product: Y-box factor homolog
Exons: 9
Coding region: 75-1235 (386 amino acids)
Biological process (GO): regulation of gene expression
Cellular component (GO): nucleus
Molecular function (GO): nucleic acid binding
Source: RefSeq, a predicted model, not a curated record
UUGUUCCAUCUGAGUCGGCGGAAGGAAGACGGUCCCAGGGUGAAUAACAUCGGAGCGCAGGAACCUUUAAAAUCAUGGCGGAGACCGAGAUCGGUUCUGAGGAACCAGUUUCAAGAAAGAAAAAGGAAGUACUCGCUGAACGAGUUUUAGGAACAGUGAAAUGGUUCAACGUCAAGAAUGGCUACGGAUUCAUUAACAGAAACGACACGAAAGAAGAUAUUUUCGUCCAUCAGACUGCAAUAACAAAAAACAACCCCUUAAAGGUGGUUAGGAGCGUUGGAGAAGGAGAGACCGUCGAGUUCGAUGUUGUCGUCGGUGAAAAGGGCAACGAGGCGGCCAAUGUGACGGGGCCCGAGGGCGUCCCCGUGAAGGGGAGCCCCUAUGCAGCAGACCGGAGGAGGGGCCGCUUCAGGGGUCGCUGGACGGCCCAGCGGCGAAGGCCCCCGCCCCGCCAGUCAGGCGACCAGGAGGACAGCGAAGGGGCGGAGCUGCAGGGAGAGGAGGACGGCGGGGGCCAGCAGCCCCGUAGGGGCCCCCCGCCACGGAGGCCUUUCUACCGACGCUACUUCCGCAGGCCACGGGGCAUUCCCCGCAACUCGGGCGGAGACCGAGGCUCGGACAUGCAGGGAGAGGAGGCAAGCGAGGAGCCCGGAGAGGAAGAGGACGGGGACUACUCGGGCGGCCGGGCAGAGGGAGGAGGGGGCUCUCGGAGACCCCCAGCACCUCGCAAGUUUUACGGGCGCUACUUCAGGCGCAGGCCACGGCGCCCCCGCAGCGACACGGAGGGCAGCCAGAGCGGACUCGACGGCGAGGCCAAGGAGAGUGACGGAGGUGGCACGGGUGACCCCCAGAGAGAGCGGGGGGGCCAGACGGGCGGCCAGCGCAGGAGGCCUCCCUUCCGGCCCCGGCCCCGGCGCAGAGGACCCCGACCGAGCUCGCAGACGCAGGACGACGACGGGGCAGGGUCCCCCGGCAGUGGAGGAGGAGGAGGAGGAGGAGGCCGUUCGAGGGAGGACAAGAGAGACAAGUCGAGGGAGGAGAAGAGGGACAAGUCCCCCAAGCCACAGAGGGAGUCGGGGGGAGAGACGAAGCCCGCAGCGGAGAAGGCUGCUUCCACGCCCAGCGGCGGCGCCACCUCGAGUGAGGCCAGCAGCAACGGCACGGCGGCAGCCUCUGCCCCGUCUGCAAGCCUUGACUCCUCGUCGUCUGCCGUCGAGGGCACCGUGUCGGCCUGAAGGUUGAUGGGCCACCCGUGGAAGGAUUCUUUGUUGUUGGUUUUCUUCUCUCUUCCCUCGAGGCGCACACAACAACAACCCUCCUCCCUUAUCUCCCUCCCCCGACACCUCCACGAAAACACCCCUUUUUCCCCCACACGGAGAUGCGCAGGGAACAUUGCGGUUCUGAGAGAGGCGGGGCGCGGACGGAAGACGGAUGGACGCACCACAACCGGCGGGAGGAGCAUGUGACCUCGCUUCCUUCCCCUCAGUGUUUGUGUGCGUGUGCAAGCGUGCGUUAGUCAACCAAAGUAGAGAGAGGGGGGGCCUCCACAACGAGCGGUAGGGGGUUGCAGGCAGAGGUUCUUUUUGUCCUCCCUCACGGGGCCUUGGGUUGUUUCGACACUUCAUUAUUUGGUUUUCUUCUAACACUCGAGCAAGCGGCAGCGAUGUGGGGAGAGAAAACAUGGGGAAAGUGCAGCGAUGUCUCACAAAAUUUGCCGUGUGCAUGCAAGGAGGGGGAGGACUUGGGCUCCUCCCCCCUUCCUCUGGGGGCCCCCCCUCCUGCCUUAGACCAGCCUCUCUCCUUUCCCGCCUGGACCCGGAGAGACACUCCCUCCCUUCCUUUCGGCUGUCUGCCGCCAAAGUUGUCUUCUGUCGCGCUAACAUCCGACAUGCACAUGUUUUGUGAACAUCUACAAGAAAGAAAGGGAACCAACUUAGACAACAGCAGCGGGAAAGCGACAAAAGAGCAUGCAAAGAAAAACGCGGAAAAACCAACAUGCGCGCCCAGCUGACGCCUUAAUGUAAAACGAGGAGUGAGAGAGAGUCAACAAGAAAAGAAAAACUUGCCAAAAAUUUGCCACCUCUGCAAGAUUUUUUCUUUCGUCAAGAGCCAGUGCAGAGUUGUACUUGGCGAGCUUUAUAUAAGUUAUUUUUUUCCCAUCUUUUUGUAGAAAUUUUUUGUGAAACUGACGACCGAAUCUAUUCAAUAUUACAUUUACGAGGCAUUUGCAGGCAUAUUGAUUGGAGUUGCUUGCAUUUGUAUAAUUUGUUGACAUUUUGAUGGCAUGCCUCAGUCUGACUGAGAUUUGUUCCUUUUGGUUUUCUUGCCUAACAAGAUUUUGACUUUUUUUUUUUGACAGGUGGCACUAACUUUGUACAGGAAUACAAAAAAAAAAGUUUCUAAAACAUGUGCAGUUGCAAUAAAGAAGUUUUCCCUAC